AUGCAAAUUAGGCUUCACUAUGUCCAGUGGCACAGUCUUGGGUUAGAAGCUGUAUCAGGUUGCAGGCAAAGACUUUCCGUCAAGGGAUCAGGGCCUUCCAACAGAAUGGCAUGGAAUGAAACUUGCCAAAAUUGGCUGGCAGCAGAGAUUUCCCUGGAAAAGUACUACCUUUCCAUUUUUUAUGGGAUCGAGUUUCUUGUGGGAGUCCUGGCAAAUACAACUGUUGUGUUUGGCUACCUCUUUUGUCUGAAGAACUGGAAUAGCAGUAACAUUUAUCUCUUUAACCUCUCUAUCUCAGACUUGGCUUUUUUGUGCACCCUCCCCAUGCUGAUAAGAAGUUAUUCUCAAGGAAAGUGGACGUAUGGGGAUGUGCUCUGCAUAAGCAACCGAUAUGUGCUUCAUGCCAACCUCUACACGAGCAUCCUUUUUCUGACUUUUAUCAGCGUUGAUCGAUACCUGCUCAUGAAGCAUCCUUUCCGAGAACACUUUCUGCAAAAGAAAGAGUUCGCUGUUUUAAUCUCUUUGGGUAUUUGGGUUUUAGUAACCCUAGAGCUCCUGCCCAUACUUUCUCUUAUACAUCCAAAUAUAGCUGUCAAUGGCACCAACUGUAUUGAUUAUGCAAGCUCUGGGGACCCCAAAUACAACCUCAUUUAUAGCAUGUGUCUAACCUUCUUGGGAUUCCUCAUUCCUCUUUUGGUGAUGUGCUUCUUUUAUUUCAAGAUUGCUCUGUUCUUAAAGCAGAGGAGCAUACAGCUUGCUACUGCUUUGCCCCUUGAAAAGCCCCUCACGUUAGUCAUCAUGGCAGUUGUGAUCUUCUCCGUGCUUUUUACUCCCUACCACAUCAUGCGGAAUGUGAGGAUUGCUUCACGCCUGGGGAAGUGGAAGCAGUCCCGCUGUGCUCAGGCCACCAUCAACUCCUUAUACAUUGUGACUCGGCCUUUGGCCUUUCUGAACAGCACCGUCAACCCUGUCUUCUACUUCCUCAUGGGAGAUCACUUCAGGGAGAUGUUGAUGAGCAAGCUGAGGCACCAAUUCAAAUCCCUGACAUCCUUUAGAAGAUGA
This is a messenger RNA of Puma concolor (puma), 1062 nucleotides long. RefSeq names its product succinate receptor 1 (gene SUCNR1). The record is from RefSeq and is a predicted model, not a curated record. Gene Ontology annotation, molecular function: G protein-coupled receptor activity. Gene Ontology annotation, cellular component: plasma membrane. Gene Ontology annotation, biological process: G protein-coupled receptor signaling pathway. Lineage: Eukaryota; Metazoa; Chordata; Mammalia; Carnivora; Felidae.